This is a messenger RNA of Nasonia vitripennis (jewel wasp), 2899 nucleotides long. RefSeq names its product vitellogenin-1-like. The transcript has 4 exons. Lineage: Eukaryota; Metazoa; Arthropoda; Insecta; Hymenoptera; Pteromalidae. The record is from RefSeq and is a predicted model, not a curated record. The coding region runs from base 1716 to 2309 and encodes 197 amino acids.
UAUAAUAAUUCGCCAAUCAGAUUUCUAUACUUAAUUGUUUCAUCUAUUUCGCUAGCUUCACCUAAUUUUAAGUUUGUCUCCAUUGGAGUAUCAUAUUGUAACUAUUGAAUUUAUAUGCUUAAGCUUUAAGCAAAAUAAAUGCAAUUUGGUUUGGCAGAAAAACAAGGAUAGAAUAUUUAUUAAUUAUAACUCAAGUGAAUAUAAUUAGGGAAACUAGAGACGACAACCAAGUAAGCGCAGUUACUCUUGCAAGGGCUGUCGUUCGACUGACUAUCCAGCGCAUGUCGCAGAAGCUGUCAGAUAUUCCGAAAUGUGGUAAGGAUUAUCCCUACCCCAGGCCCUUCGGACUUUAACAGCGUCGUCGUCGGGUCCGCCACCGCAUCGGCGGCGGGGAGAUAGGUUUAUAGCCCUCCGUAGGAUCCAAACCCUCGGCGCGCAAUAAAAGAGAAAACAAUAAAUGUGCGGCCGGAAAUUCGAAGUACAUCAUUUUUUAACACUCCCACUUACUUUUAAUUUCCAAUUACAUUAGAUAGGCUAUAGGCAUACCAAAACAUAGGCAUACUAAAACACCCCCUCUCCUCUCAAAGUGUUUUGGUACCCGAUGGAAGAGUGGGAAGGACUCUCCCUCUCUGCCGCAUACGAAAACACCCCCCACCGCCCUCUCCUCAUGUUUUCGUACCCGAAGAAAGAGAGGGAUGGUUCUCCCUCUCUCCAAAUAUGUUUGCAACGCCUAUAGCGUCUUUAGUUUUUCCGAUGUGGGGGUAAGAGUAGGAUUUUCCUCCCUCUAAUAUAUUUUAGCAUUUCUCUCUAUCCCUUCCCUGUCAAAUCAGGCCCCGUAGACGUGACACCGCCCACAAAUAAAAGCUAUUGGCUACUAAAUUUAAGCCAACCUUCACUGUUCCUUUCAAAAGGACCUCACAGAGAGAGAGAGAGAGAGAGAGAGAGAGAGAGAGAGAAAGAGAGAGAGAGAGAGAGAGAGUAGACUUUCUCACACGUAAGAGAAGGGAAAACUUUUGCGGUGAGGGAUGAAUGCGCGCAAUAAAUUUUGUUGUAGUAGCGAGCCUCACACGUUUUAGAAAAGUGUACACACAAGCCUUCCUGUUGCCAGCAAAAGAACCUCAGAGAGGGUAGACUUUCAGCGAAAACACUACAUAAAAUUUGUAUUUGAAAAGUGUACACUAGCCGAAGGUUUGAUUAUGAGUCUACCUUUUCUCGCUGCAGGUACAAAAAGAUGGGUCUUUCAUAAAAGAAAGGUCUUUCAGAAAUAUACCACUAAGAGGGUCAAGCGCACUAAAAUUUUUUGUAAAGCGUACACAAGCCGAAAAUUUCUCGCAGCAGGUACAAAAAGAUAAAAGAAGGGAUUUUCCAGCGAAAAUACUGCUGAGAGAGUUAUAUGCAUGCAAUAAAUUUUCCCCAUCACCAAGCCUCACGUUUUUCGGACAAGUGUGUGUAUACUCGCAGUGCUGAAGUGACCAAUGGAAUGGAAAAGUAUACGAUCCAUUGUGAUUUUGAAAAUUAGGGAGGAACAAAUUUCGCCAAUCAGAGGACUUUUUUUUGGAAAGUGGUGGAAAGAGGAAGAUCUUUCCAGGAGAGUUGUAGAACGAGGGAGGUUCCAAUUUUGGCUACAAAUAGCCUAGUGCGAGCCGUAAACCGUCAGUUCAGUCAUCGAGACCAUAGUCAGUCACCGAUUUUCAUACAAACUGAAAAAGCUAAAAAUGUCUUCUAAGAAGCCGAGUUCCAUGCAAUCUUCUCGAAGCCGAAGCCGAAGGGAUCUGCAAGCCGCCCAGGAGCGCAUAAGAUGGCUGGUCACCAACGCAUCAACGCUCCUGUCCAUGCUCGACUUCGUCUCCUGGGCAAUGGAGGUGGUAGAAAGACUGCCACCACUGCCAAAUGAUGCUUUGCGGCAAUUGUAUGACGGAAGGAGAUCUUCAACGGACGAGGAAUCACGUAGAUCGCCGAUGGUAGCUCAGCAGCCCCGACGAUCCCCGGCGGCGGUAGAGCAGCCCCGUCGAUCCCUAGUGGCGGCGGAGCAGCCCCGUCGACCCCCGGCGGUAGCUGAGGAGCCCCAUCGAUCCUCGCAGCGAUCCUCGACGGCUUCCCAGCCCCGUCGGAACCGCUCUAGAUCAAGCUCGAGCAGCUCCAGCAGUUCGAGCAGUUCGAGCGGAACGUCAUCGAGCUGCAUGUCAUGCAGGAGUAUCCAUGAUCUUGGGGCGAUUCCCAAGAGAAAGUUGAAUGAAGACAAUGGAGGGAAUGCCCAGAAAAAAAGGCAACUGGCGAGAUGUCUCCUAAACGAGGAACAUCAAGAAUGAACUCUGAAGCUGCGAGAUCUGAGCCAAGACGCGGCAAGUUGCAAUUAAAGAGGAGAAGCAGCACUCAACAACAACCGCAACAACAACCGCAACAACAACCGCAACAACAACAGCAACAACAACAGCAGCAGCCGCCUAAUCAACAGCAGCCGCCUAAUCAUCGUAAUCUACCAAGGAUUAUAGACGAUGAGGUAUUGAUAGAUCGUGUGAAAAUUGUAAAAAAAAAAUAAAAUGUAAAAAGUGAUUAAUUUUUGUAAUUUAAUGUAAAAAUGUAAUGUAAUUUUUUACUAUUUAAUGAUAAUAAAUAAAUGUACAAAAUGUAAUUUUUUACUAUUCAAUGAUAAUAAAUAAAUAAAUUAACAAAAUUAAGUGAAAAUAAAAACAAAGGUGAGUAGAUUUAUUGGAACGCCUUUCCCAUAUCAUCGGUCCCUACGGAAACUAUCACAACUCAGUUUUCCGACGAAGACUAGCACAACUUCAAUUUUUGCUCUUAUUUUUUUUAGUAUAGUCAUUUUUGUAGUAAAAAGGCAAAAAAUUCAAGUUGUGCUAGUCUUCGUUGGAAAUCUGAGUUGUACUACUUUUUCGUACCG